Oncorhynchus mykiss (rainbow trout) is the source of this 4828-nucleotide messenger RNA. RefSeq names its product alpha-2-macroglobulin. Lineage: Eukaryota; Metazoa; Chordata; Actinopteri; Salmoniformes; Salmonidae. Gene Ontology annotation, molecular function: endopeptidase inhibitor activity. The record is from RefSeq and is a predicted model, not a curated record. Gene Ontology annotation, cellular component: extracellular region.
CCUCCUGGCUACACCAGUUCCCCUGCUUGUACUCUACACAGUGCAGUAGGGAAGUCUUGCCAGUAGGAAUACUGGGACAUAGGCUGACUUUUUAUUUCUCUCAUUGAGUCAUGGUUCCUUCUGGGCUUCAUGUUUGGAGAUGGAUACUAUUUGCCUGCUUUCACUGGCUUUGUUUCUGUCAAGAAACUCCAAGACCGUUUUACAUGGUAGCCAUUCCUGCAGUGAUCCAGGCAGGCUCAGAGGCCAAGCUUUGUGCCAGUCUUCUGCAGCCCAACGAGACCCUGGUCAUGACCAUAUCUCUGAUUGUUGAUGAGCAGAGCAAAAUUCUUCUCCAAGAGAGUUCUGACCAAGAGUUUCACCGCUGCUUCCAGUUUCAGGCCCCUCAGGUGGAGAGUGACCAAGUGCAAAACUUUAAGGUGGAGGUUCGAGGUGAAACGUUUCUAUCGACAGAGGAGAGAAAGGUCAUGAUCAAACCCUACAGUCCGAUGACAUUCAUCCAAACGAAUAAACCAAUCUACAAUCCAGGACAAACAGUGCAGUUUAGAGUGAUCACCUUGGAUACCAAUUUUAGCCCUGUCAAUCAGCUGUACAAUGUUGUGGAACUUGAGGAUAUUCGUCAGAACAGGAUUGGACAGUGGGUCAAUACAUCAUCUAGCGGCAACAUUCUGCAGCUUUCACACCCCCUGAACUCUGAAGCACCCGUAGGAUUAUAUGCUAUUGUAGUGUGGAUUGGUGAUAACAAAAUAUACCAUAACUUCAAGGUAGAAAAAUAUGUUUUGCCAAAGUUUGAGAUCAAAAUGAACUUCACCGAUGAGAUCAGCAUUGUUCAAGAGGAGUAUAAAUUAGAAGUGUGUGCAACAUACACGUAUGGACAGCCUGUACCUGGAAAAGCAGACUUAGAGUUGUGCCGACCUUUAAGGAACGAUGUAUUCAUAUCAAUGAGAAUUGAUGAGGAAACUCAUCGAGUAGUUCCUGAUUAUACAGCCCCCUGCCACAAAGAGUCAAUAGAGAUGGACCAAACUGGCUGUGCUUCUCAUGUCUUCAACAUGUCCAUUUUCACAAAGAAUGGUGGAGAGAAAAUGCUCAUAGACAGGUUUAGUUUUAAUGCAAAAGUAGAGGAGGAGGGGACAGGUAUUACACGGUCAGAGGAAAAACACAUAGCGGUCUCCUAUGUGAUUGGAAAACUCACGUUUGUCGACACACCCAAAAUCUAUGAGCAUGGAUCAAUUAUCGAGGGCAAGAUAAACGUUGUUCACUUCAACAACACACCUAUCUCUGACAUGUUAGUCUACCUGUUGGAGAAGAAAGGCUGGUCCUCACAUCAUCUCCAGAACCUAACCACGGACAGUCAUGGUAUUGCCAGUUUCUCCCUCAACACAACCACUAUGCCCAAAGAGGAUAUUAACCUCAUAGUUAGCAACACACCAGAAGCAGAGAACACUAGAUACAGGGUCCCCUAUUUCAACAGGGGGCACCACGUACUCUCACUGAUCCAGCCCACUGCCCCUCACAGUAAAACAUCCAGCUCUCUGGCUAUUCAGAAGACGGAGAAACCACUGGCAUGUGGGGAGGAAGUGUCAAUCACCAUCCAGUAUGCUAUCGUAGGGGAGACCGUCCCAAAGGGCUCCGUGGAUGUCAUCUACCUGGCCUUAUCCAGAGGGGCGAUACUUCAGCAUGGACAUAUGAAGGUUACUGUACAGCAGGGGAGUCCUGGUGAGGAUGAUUUAUUAAUAACUGAGGGUGAAGUCACCUUGAAGUUGGCCGUGGUUCCAGAGAUGACGCCGUUGGUACAGGUCCUGGUGUACAGUAUGCUACCCAGCGAGGCUAUAAUCGCCCACAGCAUGAACUUCCCCACUGAGAAAUGCUUCAGACACAAGGUGUUUGUGGAGUUCUCACCCUCAAAAGCAGUCCCAGGGGAGGAGACCACCCUGCAGCUCUCGGCCCAGCCCGGCUCCCUCUGUGGCCUCAGUGCUGUGGACAAGAGUGUUCACAUCAUGGAACCAGGGAAGAGGCUGGAUGCUAACAAGAUAUUUGAUUUGUUACCAGUCAAGGAGACAACACACAUUCCCUACGAGCUUGAAGAUCCAGUGUCAUGUUUACGUGUAAGACCAAGGAGAUAUGUAAUACCAUACCCAGAUGGACCAACUGACAGAAAAAAUGAACCUUUUGAAGUUUUUCAGAACCUAGGACUGAAGCUGGCAACUAACUUGGUUAUAAGAGUACCUUCCUGCCUAAGUUACAAGGGGAAUGAGUACCAUCACUCCUAUGAAGUAUCCUACAGACAGUACUCCGAUCCUAUAGCCAUGUACAGCCUUGUGGAUCAAGUUGGACUUGGUGGAGUACCCGGUGAUGGAUUUAGUGCCGCUCCAGCUCCACCACCCAUACAGACAGUCCGUACGUUCUUCCCCGAGACAUGGAUAUGGGAUCUUAUGGAAGUUGGGGAAUCUGGAACACUAGACAUUCCCCUUACAGUCCCAGACACUAUCACCACCUGGGAGACAGAGGCAUUCUGCCUGGCCCCUGACGGCUUCGGUCUGGCUCCUCCUGUGGAGAUCACUGUCUUCCAGCCUUUCUUCCUAGAGCUCACCCUGCCCUACUCCAUCAUCCGUGGAGAGCAUUUUGAGCUGAAGGCCACUGUGUUCAACUACCUGUCCAAAUGCAUCAUGGUUUCUGUGACUCCGGCUCCUUCCUUAGACUACACUCUCACACCCCUGAAUGAUGUCCAGUAUUCAUCAUGCUUGUGUGCCAAUGGACGAAAGACCUUCAGUUGGACAAUGGCACCCUCUGUACUGGGGGAUUUGAAUGUGUCCGUUAGUGCAGAGGCUGUCCAGUCCCACACUGCAUGUGACAAUGAGAUUGUGAACGUACCAGAGAGAGGACGUAUCGACACAGUUACAAAGAGCCUGCUAGUGAAGGCAGAGGGAACAGAGAAGACCGACACCUACAACUGGUUGCUGUGUCCAACUGGAGAAACUCUGACAGAGAAGGUGGAACUGCAACUCCCCAAGAAUGUGGUAGAUGGUUCUGAUCGAAUUUCUCUCUCAGUCCUGGGGGACAUCCUGGGUCGGGCCCUCAAGAACCUGGAUGGACUGCUGCAGAUGCCGUAUGGGUGUGGAGAGCAGAAUAUGGCCCUCCUCGCCCCCAAUAUCUACAUACUCGAGUACCUGAGGAACACAGAGCAGCUCACUCCAGCAAUUCGAGACAAGGCUAACAAGUUCCUCACUAGUGGUUACCAAAGGCAGCUGAACUACAAGCAUUUUGAUGGUGCAUACAGCACAUUUGGACAAGGCUCGGGGAAUACUUGGCUGACUGCUUUUGUCUUGAGAUCCUUUGGCAAAGCACAGUCUUUCAUUUAUAUUGACCCGGCGCAAAUGACAGAUUCCACGAGUUGGUUGGAAAGUCAGCAAGGCAAACAUGGGUGUUUUGUCAGAUUGGGGAAACUCUUUAAUAACAGAAUGAAGGGUGGGGUGACGGAUGAAGUCACACUGACGGCCUACAUCACUGCUUCAAUGCUGGAGCUCAACAUGUCAGUGUCGGAUCCUGUUUUGUACGGCAGUUUGUCUUGCCUGAAGAACUCCACCAGUGAUUUGUCCAACACCUACACUACUGCUCUGCUGGCCUACACCUUUACCCUGGCAGGGGACAUGGAGACCCGGGCCCAGCUUCUGCAGCACCUGGACACGGUCGCAAUACGAGAGAGGGGUCUCCUGCACUGGACUCAGACCUCCUCAGAGACCUCAGCCUCCCUGGCAGUGGAGAUCAGCUCCUACGUUCUGCUGGCUUCCCUCAGUGCCUCCCCUCUGUCUACCACUGACCUGGGCUAUGCCUCCCACAUCGUCAGGUGGCUGGUGAGGCAGCAGAACGCCUACGGAGGCUUCUCUUCCACACAGGACACAGUGGUAGCCCUCCAGGCCCUGGCUCUCUACUCCACCAGGGUGUUCAGUAGAGAGGGCACCAGCACAGUGACAGUACAGUCUCCCAGUGGGGGACAGCACCUCUUCAAUGUGAACCAAAACAACAAGCUUCUCUACCAGGAGAGUGCGCUGCAGGACACAGAAGGGAAGUACACGGUGGAAGUGAAGGGCAGUGCUUGUGCAUCAGUGCAGGUGGCGCUCCACUACAACAUCCCUACUCCUACUGACAGCACAACGCUCAGCAUCCAGGUGAAGACAGAGGUGGACUGCAACAGCAACUCUUUAAGACCCAGAGUCACGCUGAACCUCGAGUCUCAAUAUUCUGGAAAGGAGCUGACCACCAAUAUGAUUAUUGUGGAUUUGAAAAUGCUGUCUGGAUUUGCUCCAGACCCAGACUCUUUGGAGAGGCUGAGGAGGUCAUUUCUAGUGGAUCGUGUUGAUACUGAAGAUGACCAUGUGUUAAUGUACUUGACAGAGUUACCAUCACUAUUGCCUUUGAAACACACCCUGGACAUCAUACGGGAGCUCCCAGUACAAAAUCUAAAGCCAGCGGUGGUCAAGAUCUACGACUACUACCAGCCGAGUGACCAGGCAGAGACAGAAUAUGUCUUCCCCUGCAAGUAGAGGUUACAAACUGGUGUCCUAUUUGAAAUCUAGAAUGAUUGGUGAUGUUGAAUUAGUCAUUUUAUUUAGCUGGCCUGACCCUUAUACUAUAUGUAAUAUUCCUUUAUUAAUUGACCUAAAUGCUGGCUAUUGUUGUUAGAGAAUUCUUUACAUUCAUUGUAUAUGCCGCUUUGAAGAUGUAAGAAGAAAAUGACAUUAACAGAGGUCACACAUGCAACCCUUGAGGCAUCUUUCAAGCUCUAAAGUAAAGGAUGUAAAAUUACUGGAAUUAAAGUUUUUAAUGAAAUCCC